AUGGUUCAGGCACUCAAGCCUGACAACUCGAGUCCAAUCUCUGGGAUCCAUAUUGUGGAACAACGUUCUAAAUUGGUAAAUAGUAUAGUGAUAGAAAAUUUCACAAGUAAUGAUUUUUGGUCCUCCAUUUUAGAAGUUUGGGAAGUUGAUGAACAGAUGGAGAAACAACAGGAAACACUUGUGAGGAAAGUCACAUCCAUCUCCAAGAAAUCUCUGACUAAAGAAAAUGUCAUUGACUGUAAAAAGGUUGCAAAAAUCUUUCCUCUGAGCUCAGAUUUCAUUACUUCAAGACAAAACCUCUAUGAUUGUGACUCAUUUAGUAAGUGUUUGGAACAAAAAUUAGAAAUACUUAAUUGGAAGAAAGGCUGUGUAAGAGACAGAAACUUUGAAUGUAAUGCAUAUGGAAUGCCAUUUUCCCAUUGUUCACCCUGUGCCGUAGUUCCCUUUAAAUGUAAUCAGUGUGGACGAGACUUCGUUCAUAAAUUUGACCUCCUCAGUCAUGAGAAAAAUCAUGCUGGAGAAAAACCUUAUGCCUGUAAAGAAUGUGGAAAAUCCUUUAGUAGAAAAGAAAAUCUCAUUACACAUCAGAAAAUUCAUACUGAGGAGAAACCAUAUUUGUGUAAUGAGUGUGGAAAAGCUUUCAUUCAAAUGUCUAGCCUCAUUAGACACCAAAGAGUUCAUACUGGGGAGAAACCUUAUGCAUGCAAGGAUUGUUGGAAAGCUUUCAGUCAGAGAUCAAAUCUCAUUGAACAUGAGAGGAUCCACACGGGAGAAAAACCUUACGAAUGUAAGGAAUGUGAAAAAUCCUUCAGCCAGAAGCAAAAUCUUAUUGAGCAUGAGAAAAUUCACACUGGGGAGAAACCUUAUACUUGUAAUGAGUGUGGUCGAGCUUUCUCUCGAAUGUCAGCUGUUACUCUGCAUAUGAGAAGUCACACAGGGGAAAAACCCUACAAAUGUAAUAAGUGUGGAAAAGCUUUCUCUCAGUGCUCAGUGUUUGUUUUACAUAUGAGAAGCCAUACAGGUGAGAAGCCAUAUGUAUGUAGUGAGUGUGGGAAAGCCUUCUCACAAAGUUCUUCCCUUACUGUACAUAUGCGAAAUCAUACCUCAGAGAAACCCUAUGAGUGUGAUGAGUGUGGAAAAGCCUUCAGCCGGAAAGAAAAUCUUAUUACACAUAAGAAAAUUCAUACUGGAGAGAAACCUUAUGAAUGUAAUGAGUGUGGGAAAGCUUUUAUUCAGAAGUCAAACCUCAUUAGACAUCAGCGAGUUCACACUGGUGAGAAGCCGUAUGCAUGUGCAGUGUGUGGGAAGACCUUUGGCCAGAAGUCAAAUCUUACUGAGCAUGAGAAAGUUCACACUGGAGAGAAGCCUUAUUGUAAUCAGUGUGCAAAAGCCUUUAGUCAGAGACAAAAUCUCCUUGAACAUGAAAAAAUCCAUACUGGAGAGAAACCAUUUAAAUGUAAUAAAUGCGGUAAAGCCUUUUCUCGAAUCUCAUCCCUUACUCUUCAUGUGAGAAGUCACACAGGGGAGAAGCCUUAUGAAUGUAAUAAAUGUGGAAAAGCCUUCCCUCAGUGCUCACUACUUAUUAUACAUAUGAGAAGUCACACUGGUGAGAAGCCAUUUGAAUGUAAUGAAUGCGGGAAGGCAUUUUCUCAAAGAGCAUCCCUUUCUAUACAUAAAAGAGGUCAUGAGGUGAGAAACGCCCAGUGGACUAACUGA
Messenger RNA from Psammomys obesus (fat sand rat), 1716 nucleotides. RefSeq names its product zinc finger protein 568 (gene Znf568). The transcript is spliced from 2 exons. NCBI's taxonomy places the organism in Eukaryota, Metazoa, Chordata, Mammalia, Rodentia, Muridae. Gene Ontology annotation, biological process: regulation of transcription by RNA polymerase II. Gene Ontology annotation, cellular component: nucleus. The record is from RefSeq and is a predicted model, not a curated record. The coding region runs from base 1 to 1716 and encodes 571 amino acids. Gene Ontology annotation, molecular function: RNA polymerase II transcription regulatory region sequence-specific DNA binding; DNA-binding transcription factor activity, RNA polymerase II-specific.